Molecule: messenger RNA, 1425 nt
Organism: Geodia barretti
Lineage: Eukaryota; Metazoa; Porifera; Demospongiae; Tetractinellida; Geodiidae
Source: the annotation of a GenBank genome assembly
UUGUUUUUUGCUUCGUGAUCGGCUUUGCUUGUCGCAGAAUGGCGACGGCCGCAACGGCCGAAGGGAGAACAGAGCCUGCCGCAGCUGCAAAACCAGAGUCGAGCGCCGAGGGACCCGGAGGAGGGGCCGCCAGGAGCUCGGGACGGGUACAUGAGCAUCGCGUGUUUUGUUUCUCUAUUUAGUGCCUCUCUCUCUCCUCCCUCUUUCUUUCUGUCCCUGCACGCGCAGCGUCCUAACUACAGUCUCAAGUUCACACUAGUGGGCCACACAAAGGCAGUCAGCUCCGUGAAAUUCAGUCCAGACGGGCAGUGGCUGGCCAGCUCAGCUGCAGACAAGACGGUCAAGAUAUGGGGGGCCUAUGACGGCCAAUACGAGAGAACCAUCACUGGGCACAAGCUGGGAAUCUCAGACGUGGCGUGGUCUCAGGACUCAAAGUACCUUGUAUCGGCGUCUGACGACAAGACUCUCAGGAUAUGGGAGAUGGCAACUGGGAAGUGUCUCAAGACCCUCCGCGGGCACACCAACUACGUAUUCUGCUGCAACUUUAACCCCCAGUCAAACCUAGUCGUGUCUGGAUCGUUUGACGAGAGUGUGAGAAUGUGGGACGUGAAGACUGGAAAAUGUCUCCGAACCCUCCCCGCGCACUCUGACCCCGUCUCGGCCGUCCAUUUCAACAGAGACGGCUCUCUCAUCGUGUCGUCCUCCUACGACGGCCUCUGUCGUAUUUGGGACACAUCUUCAGGACAGUGUUUGAAGACAUUAGUCGAUGAUGAGAAUCCGCCAGUCUCGUUUGUCAAGUUUUCACCCAAUGGAAAGUACAUUCUGGCAGGCACCCUGGACAACACUCUAAAACUAUGGGACUACAGCAGAGCCAAGGUUGGGCUGGGUUCACAAUAUGUCGCACUGCCCCGUCACACCUUGCUGCUUUGCCACAUCGCGAGGAUAGAAUCUGUUUCUUUCUUCGCGGCACGGCGCGACAGGGCAAUGCGACAUACUGUGAACCUAGCCCGAGAGUGUAUGUACUCUCUUCCUCCCCUCCUCCCUCUCUCUUUACAUGCAGUGCCUCAAAACCUACUCCGGACACAAGAAUGAGAAAUACUGCAUCUUUGCCAACUUCUCGGUCACUGGCGGAAAGUGGAUUGUGUCGGGAUCAGAGGACAACUCAGUGUACAUCUGGAACCUCCAGACCAAAGAGAUUGUCCAGAAAUUGGAGGGACAUAAAGACACAGUUCUCUGCACAGCCUGUCAUCCAACCGAGAACAUGAUUGCCUCGGGAUCACUGGAGACCGACAAGACAAUCAAACUAUGGCGUUCGGACACAUGACAUGACCACGAUGUCAUAAUUAUCACAUGCUGCACAAUGAUUGUAUGAUUUUGUACAAACCUAUAACUUCACACAAAUCAAAUAUUUCUUUGGGUUGGCGC